AUGUCGUCGUCGUGCAGCGGAGCCGUCCGCCGUGUGGUACUAUUCCCUUUCCCAUACCAGGGCCACUUCAAUCCUGUGCUCCGCCUCGCCGGAGCUCUGCACGCCCGCGGUCGCGCGCCAGACCCGGCAGAUUACCCCGCGGACUACAGCUUCGUGGCUGUGCCCGUCACGGUGCCCGCCGACGUCGUGGCGUCCGAGGACAUCGCCAGGCUCGUCGUGGAGCUGAACGCCUGCUGCGCGGCGCCGUUCAAGGAGCGGCUGGCGGAGCUGAUUUCUGACGGCGGCAAGGACGACGGAGGCGUCUGCUGCGUGAUCACCGACGUCAUAUGGUGCUCGGCGCAGGCUGCGGCGAGGGAGCUCAACGUGGCGGCGCUGGGGUUCAUGACCAGCAGCGCGGCCAGCUUCGGGAGCUACAUCGUCUACCCGGCACUGAUUGAGAAGGGCUACUUCCCCGCCCAAGAGGAGCGCCGGGAUGAUCCUGUUGACUUGCUGCCGCCGUUCCGUGUGAGAGACAUGGAACGCAUAGAAACGAGUAGCCUCGUCGACUUCGCCAGCGUGCUGGCGCACAGGGUCGACGGAGCCAGGCAGUCCUCCGGUCUCAUCAUCAACACGUUUGACGCCAUCGAGGCUACCGACCUCAGCAAGAUCCGCGAGGACUUGUCCAUCCCGGUGUUCUCCAUCGGGCCUCUCAACAAGUUCACGCCGCCGGUGAAAGGCAUCAGCCUGUACCGGUUGCAGCAGGACCGCCGGUGCCUCGACUGGCUGGACACGCAGGCGCCAGGCACGGUGGUCUACGUGAGCUUCGGUAGCCUCGCCGCCAUGGACCCGCACGAGUUCGUGGAGCUGGCUUGGGGCCUGGCUGACAGCAAGCGCCCCUUCGUUUGGGUGGUCAGGCCAAGCCUCAUCCGCAGCUUCGAGUCCGGUGAGCUGCCGGAUGGGUUUCGGGAGGAGAUCGGUGACCGAGGCAUAUCAGAAGGCGUGCCCACGAUAUCACGCCCGUUCUUGGGAGACCAAUUUGGAAAUGCUAGGUUUGUGUGCGAUGUUUGGAGAGUGGGAGUGGAGGUUGAAGUGGAGACUCAGGUCGAGAGAGGGAAGACCCAAGCUGCUAUUGAGAAACUAAUGGGCAAUAAUGAAGGCAAAGCGUUAGGGAGAGGAUGA
Messenger RNA from Miscanthus lutarioriparius, 1158 nucleotides. The record is from the annotation of a GenBank genome assembly. Lineage: Eukaryota; Viridiplantae; Streptophyta; Magnoliopsida; Poales; Poaceae.